ACCAAAUCCAGCAUGUUCAACAAGUUAGGCAAAAGACUACUAAAGACUUUGGUAAAAGAGUACAACGUUUCACAUUGCGUUUCAGUGUACUAUUCCAACACCAAUUCGGGGUGUUCAACACGCCCAGAUUCUUGAUUCUGUGUUGGAAAGGCUUCACAAAGUUUGUAAACUCCACCACCCAAUGGAGAACAGAUUCAGAUUCUCAAUUUUCUUCAUGCUAUGGGCUUGUAUGGUGCUCAGUGCAGAAUCCGAGUGUAAGAGGGAUUGUGAUUUAGCUCUAGCUUCCUACUCUCUAACAGGAGGUGACCUGACAUAUGUAUCAAAGCUUAUGAAAUCCGAGGUUCUUUCAAAACCUGAAGAUAUUCUUCCCUACAACAGUGAAACCAUAAAAAACAAAGAUCAGGUUCCAGCCUUUACCAGAGUGAACGUUCCAUUCCCAUGCGAUUGCAUUGGAGAUUUUCUUGGUCAUGUAUUCCAAUACGACGUUGUAUCAGGUGACACUUACACCUCCAUUGCCACGAAUUAUUCCGAUUUGACCACUGCUCAGUUGUUGCAGAGCUUCAACACAAAUUCACAAACCGGUGUUCCUGAUACCGCCACUGUUAAUGUCUUCGUUAACUGUUCCUGUGGGAACAGUGAAGUUUCCAAGGCUUAUGGAUUGUUCAUCACAUACCCUCUUAGAACUGAAGAUUCUUUGCAGUCAAUUGCUAACAAGACUGGGAUAGAGAGUGACUUGCUUCUUAAGUACAACCCUGGUGUAAAUUUUAGCCAAGGGAGUGGUUUGGUUUAUAUUCCAGGGAAAGACCAAAAUGGUGCCUAUGUUCCCCUUCAUCAAAGCACUGGAGCAGGUCUUGCACUAAGAGUUAUCGCUGGAAUAUCUGGUGGAGUAGUAACGGCACUUCUGCUAUUGGCAAUUUGUGGGUAUGUUACAUAUUACCGAAGAAAGAAGGUAUGGAAGAGGAAUUUGCUCAAAGAAGAAUUCACGAUGAACUCGGCUAGAAUUAUGAAUGAUGAAGCCUGUGAUGUUCCUGAUGUAGAAGGUGGUGCCAACACCAUUAGGGUCGACAAUUCAGGAGAGUUUUCAUAUGAAGAACUAGCCAAUGCUACAAAUAACUUCAGUCUGGCUAAUAAAAUUGGUCAAGGUGGUUUUGGGAAAGUCUAUUACGCAGAGCUUAAUGGCGAGAAAGCUGCAGUAAAAAAGAUGGACAUGCAAGCAACAAGAGAAUUUCUAGCUGAACUGAAAGUAUUGACACGUGUUCAUCACUUGAACCUGGUGCGUUUGAUUGGAUAUUGUAUUGAGAGCUCCCUUUUCCUUGUUUAUGAAUACAUCGAGAAUGGCAACUUAGGACAACAUCUACGUAGAUCAGAUUUUAAUCCUUUGCCAUGGUCUUCCCGAGUUCAAAUUGCUCUGGAUUCUGCCAGAGGUCUGCAGUACAUUCAUGAGCACACCGUGCCUGUAUAUAUCCAUCGCGACAUAAAGUCAGAAAACAUUUUAAUAGACAAAAAGUUAUGUGCCAAGGUUGCAGACUUUGGUUUAACUAAGUUGAUUGAUGUUGGAAGUUCAUCACUUCUCACAGCUAAUAUGAAGGGCACAUUUGGUUACAUGCCACCGGAGUAUGCAUAUGGCAACGUUUCUCCCAAAAUUGAUGUCUAUGCUUUUGGUGUUGUUCUUUAUGAACUGAUUUCUGCUAAAGAAGCAUUGAUCACGGGUGGUGUACAUGGUGCUGAAUUAAAGGGCCUUGUGUCUUUGUUUGAUGCAGCUUUUGAUCAGCAAGAUCCCACAGAAGGUCUUAAGAAACUGGUGGAUCCUAGGUUAGAAGAUAACUACCCAAUCGAUUCGGUCAUCAAGAUGGCACUACUUGGCAAAGCAUGCACAGAGAACGAUCCACAACAACGUCCAAACAUGAGUUCUGUUGUGGUUACUCUCACAGCACUUACUUCAAAUAGUGAGGACUGGGAUAUUGCUUCCAUCAUUGAAAAUCCAACUCUGGCAAAUCUAAUGUCUGGGAAAUAGGAAAAACAGAAUGUAGAAUACAAAAUGUCACCAUUCAUCUACAAAUUUUGUGAUAACUCUACUUCCUUUCCCACAACUAUGUACAACUGAAAUCUAUAUUUGCUUGUAGCAUGAUUUGUAGUAAACAAACUUCUUUUG
This is a messenger RNA of Vigna unguiculata (cowpea), 2152 nucleotides long. Its product is annotated as lysM domain receptor-like kinase 3. The record is from RefSeq and is a predicted model, not a curated record. Gene Ontology annotation, molecular function: ATP binding; transmembrane receptor protein kinase activity. Gene Ontology annotation, biological process: innate immune response; protein phosphorylation. NCBI's taxonomy places the organism in Eukaryota, Viridiplantae, Streptophyta, Magnoliopsida, Fabales, Fabaceae.